AGACGCUUUUGUGACACUUUUGACAGUUUUUCCAUUUGACAGGAAGAUAACCUAUUAUUUUUGAGAUUUUUAAUUAUAUUGUUUAUUAAUUGUUAUAUUUCAAUAUUUCUUUUUGUAUCGUACUCAUUUUGACUAUAUAACAAUCACUGUGUAACCAACACUUACAAAUAUGAAGGAUCCCAAGAAGCAAUCCAAUGCUGAAAUUAAAGAACCCCAAGUUGAAGUGCUUCCCAUUCGACAAAUAACUCAAACAGAUAAGUUGAAUAAACGCUUGCUGGAGUCAUUUUUGACUAGAAUUAACCGAGAGUCGUCUAACGGAUUGAAUCAGACGCCUUCACAACACGAGAAUGAAAGGAACGAAUUCAACUAGAUUUUUGUCACUGUAACAUAUCCUAACCUAAAAUUAAAUAAAACGCGGGAAGAUUUCACAUUUAUGGGUCGUGUUUUACUUGUAUCAUUUUUUUUGAAGUUGAUAAAAAUUUUUGAAGAUGUCUUCUGGAGAUGAAUCAGUUGAUAUUCCAGAUGAAAUAGACUUGAUUGAAGAAGUUGAGGGAGAGGUGGACAACCCCAUUGAAACCAUCGAAGAACCUACUGAAGAAGAAGCUACUCCGAAUACUGCGAACAAAGAUUCCGAUGAUGACGAGGAUAGUUCUAAAAAAGUUGUCAAACCAAAAAGAGUCAUAAGAAAUCCUCAACCGAAACUAAAUGAACAAACUCUGAGAACUUCAAAGGGUCUUCCGGCUCUCACAAACCAUUUCAAACGUGUGAAAUUCAAAGGUCGAGGUCAUGAAGCCGAAGAUUUGAAUGUUCUCAUGAAGACCUAUGAGUAUUGGUGUCAUCGUUUGUUUCCAAAGUUCCCAUUUGAUGCCUGCAUUGCAAGAUUGGAGACGCUUGGUACCAAGAGGGGCACUCAGGUACUUAUGAAAAAAAUUAGAUUGGGCAUGGAAAUAGCAGAUGACGAUAAUAAAAUGGUGAGCGAUGAAGAACAUGAAGGAGAAGCAGUUGCUACAGAAGGUUUUAGAGAUACCUUUGAUAACCGGUUUGAUCAACUUUUAACAGGUAACAGGGAAAGCGAACGAACUAGUGAACCAGAUACAACUGAAGAACAACUGGAGAGAAUCCGACAGAACAGAUUACGUGCCGAGGCAUUAAGAAAACAAAGAUUAGAGAAAACCAAGUCAAUGUCUCAAAAUGAAACGAACAUGAAUAAUUCAUGUGCUGGGAAUGUAGUUAGUUCUGCAGAUAAUAUUUUAAAUAUUGUAAAUGAGGACAUUGAAUCUGAAAAACCAGAGGAGACUGAAAUCAGCUCAAUUAGUAGAUCACGAGUACUUUCAUCUGACGAAGAAGAAAUUGCCCAUAGCGAAAAAUUAGAAGAUGAUGACACUGAAAAUGGUGGCAGUAUUCGUAGAAAAAAAAUCCUCACCAUCGAAAGUGAUGAUGAACCCGACACAAAUGUGGAAGAGAAUCAUAUAGAUACUAUUACAAAAAAUUACAGUCAAGGUGAAACACAAACCGAUGAAAUGGAAGCAGAUGGUGAAGAAGUGGAUUUGGACAAUAUUUUGAAUAUAGUAAAUGAAGAAACUGAAACUUCUCUGAAAAAAAUGCAUACAAAUUUGAGUCAUAAUGAAACAAAUCAAAGGCUGGAGCAAACUCAAGCCCAAACUGAUGAAAUGGAAGAGGUUGACUUUGAUAAUAUAUUGAGUAUAGUUAAUGAGGACACUGGAAUUCCAACAUCAAAAAGUCCACAUCAAAAUAGACCAGCGUCUGCAGAUAACAAUCAAGGUGGGAUGAUCAGAACUGACAAUUAUGAAGAAGAAAAUAGUAAUAAAAGCUCUCGAAAGAAAAGCAUCCAAGGAAUUGAAAGUGAUGAAGAAAUGGAUACAAAUUAGUUUCCUCAAAAACAUCCCUCUGCAGAAGAUAGUGAGAUAAUUUAAGUUAGGUAAUGUUACACUGGGAAAAAUAAAAUUUUAAUGUUGA
Molecule: messenger RNA, 1977 nt
Organism: Leptinotarsa decemlineata (Colorado potato beetle)
Lineage: Eukaryota; Metazoa; Arthropoda; Insecta; Coleoptera; Chrysomelidae
Biological process (GO): replication fork processing; DNA replication checkpoint signaling; DNA damage response
Cellular component (GO): nucleus; replication fork protection complex
Molecular function (GO): DNA binding
Source: RefSeq, a predicted model, not a curated record